AUGGAGGCCGACCAGUUGGUCGUCAGACUCGACGAUUUGAGGGCCAUCGCCGAUGCCACCUUUCGAUUGACCUUUAGCUUCACCAAAAGCGACAGCAAGUUGAAACCGGAGAUCCGAGCCGUUGCCAACGAAAUACAAGACAUCGCGGGCUUGUUGCAUCGACUUUCUCUGUUAGCAUCAGGACUUGAAGAGACUAAGGACCAUGAUUCGGACAUCAAUGCUGCCCCGCCCCCACUGAUCUCAUGUCGCACCACCUUAGAACAACUAGGGGGAUCGCUAAGGAGACGAACAAAUAGAUCGGACGACGACGGAUGCGAACAGAAAAGGUAUGCCGAUGUCAAGUGGCCAUUUACGAGGGCCUGGACAACAGAUCUCCUGAAUGAACUGAGUGAGCACAAGAAGACAAUUUCAGAAGGAUUGAAUGGAGAAUCAAUCAAACAUCUGUUGCAGUUACUAUCAAAAGGGAAGUCUGUGGCAACCAUACGUGACGAAGCCUGGAUAUCCGAAGUUUUCACCGACUUUCUCCAAUCCUCUGGGUAUUUCCAAGGCAUCUAUAUGGUCCUCAAUACCUUUCUACGCGCCCGAGAAGAUUCAUACAUCAAGAUACAAGAUCGAUACAAACACUUGUCAAUACAGUCGAGCUUUUUCCAAGGAGAAGACUUCGAAAAUUGGCUUGAUAAGGGAGGAUCACACCUUCUCUUCACAGCUCCUCCGGGCGGGGGGAGAACCGCCUUCACCGGCGCACUAGCACGGGAAACCUUUCGGCGACGCCGUGCGCGAACUGUUGUUGUACCCAUCUACUUUGAGCUUCUAAGUGGAUGGACCAGAUGGACCACGAAUAUGAACAUACUUGGCACCAUCGUUGCUCUGAUCGCGCGCCAGAAUCAGGGCGCGUUCGAAGUCUUACGCCGAUAUCGUCGCGACCUAAAUAUCCAACCGAGAUGGGCAACAAACGGAGCGAGCAUGGAAGGACUGAAAGGUGUUCUUUGGCAAAUGUCAACUUUCUUUGAACAUGUCUUGGUCAUUGUAGACUGCUCAAAGUCUGGCGGAGAUAGCAUCAUACCGAUGAUCGCCUCUUUGCUAAAGACUUCCAAAGAAUCCGCACCGAACUUUAGUUUGGCAGUGGUUUGUCAAGGCCUUGAGUUUGUUCGGGAGUCUUUGGGCGAAUCCGUCACUAAAUGUGACAUUGCACCAUCCAUGGCCAUCUUGCAAGCUUUCGCUGCCACCGAGGUAGAAAGACGAGUCAGGACCGGGGCUCUGCGGUUCCAACGGACAGCAAUGAAGGAUGCUACGAUCCGCAAACUCAGCGUUGGUGACGACCAUGUCUUCUGGAAGAUCGCAUAUCAACUUGACCACCUCUGCUCCUUGCAGUCCCACUCUGAGCAGGUUGAGUUUCUGGAGAGGCUCCCAUGCUCGCUGCACGACACCUACCGCUUAACGCUGGAAGAAUUUCAAAAGCGGACGCCAGCAUCUCGAAGCUUGAUCCUCAAGGCUUUGCAACUGACGAAAUGUUCGCGCCACGAACUAAGUGCCCAAGAGUUCUGCCAAGCCCUUUCAGUUUCAGGCAUUUCCGGGCUAGAUCCUGAGAUGUUGGAAUAUCCGGAGGUGGACGAAUCAGAGAUUCUGCGACAAUGCAGUCCUAUGAUCAUAAGAUCGCUGGAUGGCAACAAGUUUGUGUUUGCGCACGACUCGAUUGAAAGAUUCCUUACACAUAGAUAUAUCGACGGAUCCAGCGAUUUGGCUGCAUAUCGUCUCACGACUUCCGGAACGAAUCGGCUUCUUGCUACCUGUGCACUCAAGUUCCUGACCUUAGGUCACUUCGCUCGACUUCCAAGCUUAUCGUUGUCAGAAGUGGAUUACAUAAGGACUAGGAACGAGAGAUACCCCUUUUACAGGUUCGCCGCACUGACUUGGCACAAAAUUGAUGUCAGUCAUUGGAAGGACCCGGAGUUGGUCGUGGAAGCCAUGGCGCUUUUCGACCCCAAACAGACAACAAACUUCAAGGCUUGGUGUCUUGAGAUCUGCCGCCAACACAGAAUGAACGGCGACUGUGACAAUUGGAGAGGGCGGAAAGACAGAGGCAUAAUCAGGAGGCCCCCAUCUACCUGUUCAGAAACUACGGAAGUCAACUCUUCCGCCGCAACAUGGUCGAACAAAGAUUUAGGAGAUAGUACUUCAGAUACCCCACCUCAUCUGGGAUCAUCAUCCUCCGCAAGUCCUCCUCUGAGGAAGAAGAUGUCCAAACGAUCUUGGGCAGCAGGCCAGACAAGGCGCCUUGCACGUGUGCUAAGGCGAGGCGACUUUACUCCAUUACACAUGGCCGCUCUCCUGGGCAUCGAUGCCGUCUGCUCGGAGUUGAUUCGAAUUGGAGAAAAUUACAAUCGACCGAGCAAGAUAGGGACCCCUUUGCAGUGUGCGAUUGGAGGUACUUUACUCAUAGGUGACCACGAUAUCCCGGCGGGCAAUUCUCCAUUGCCACCAUGGCUCAGCCGACCACGUAAAAGCACUAUUGAGCUGCUGAUCAAUGCGGGAGCGGAUUGUACACGAGAUUUGCCUAGUCAGACAUACCCUUGGAGCACUGUCGGUGCUUUGGCCCUGAAGACCUCAGAAUGGGCUAGGAAUUCUGAAAUCUUCGCGGUUGUCGUUAGAGGAGGUGCUCAGCUGCACGAUGACAUUAUCGCUGUGUUCAGGUCGAUCUGUCGCAAAUGGUCAAAGCAUAAAGAUGCAGGAGCCAAGGAACAUAUUCAGGACAUCUUAGAAAUCUUAAACGGAAUGGUUGAAAAGAAAGAGGGCGAAUCGCUGGCUUAUCUCAAAGCUUUCCAGAAGGCGGUUUCGGAAACCACUGACAUCGACAUACCAUUGCCUGUCUCGCAAGGCAUCUCCGAUGACAUGCUUGUCCAACAGAUAUGGAAAUCAAUCGACGAUGACAACUUGAAAGCGAUCGAGGAUCAAUCUCAAAGCAACACAAGAAUUAAGGACCUCCUAAAAGGCGACAUCUUGACGAAACUGCUCGACUUCGCUAUCGCAUGCUCAGCUGUCAACUGCUUGGACCACUUGCUCACAAAUUACAUGGCCGAAAACGGCCCAAAUGAUUGGAAAAGCAAAGCUGUGCUUUAUUGCGUCGAAGAUGGAAAGCAAGAAGUCCUCUUAUGCUUAUUGAAGGAUGGUGCUCAAACCAUGAGAGCCAAUGCGAGAGGAAGCACCAUUUGGCAUCUCGCAGCUGCUAAAGCUACCUCAACUGGGAUUCUCAAAAUCUUACUUGAAAACAGUGACGAGGAAGAACGAAAAGAUGCCUUGAGAAUGUUGAAUGAGAGUGGCCGUACCGUGCUUGCCAAAGCGCUAGUCAGCAAAAAGUACUCAAACGCCUCUAUCAUCCUCAAAUACUGCGAAAAGGAUCGUGCGUGCCUCAAGAGCAGACAUCCAUCACUACCUCACCUUGUGGCGGGUAUUCAGGAUAGCGUCUUACUCAAGGAGUUGCAUGAUUGCGAAAUGUUCGAAUUUGUGGCUAAAGACACGCCUCUCAAUUACUUCCAUGUAGAAGAUUCAGCAGGUGUGGAAGCGACUCGCCAACUCCUGGAAAUAUUUCCCUACCCUUGUUCCGACCAGUCUCCAACACCCUUAAGGAUAUACCUGUCAAGAUCCGACUUGAACAUCUACAAGAAAGAACUUGUAACACUUCUUGUCCAGAAAGAGCUGUCUGCCGCACCUAUCAUCAACGGUAUUCAUACCUGGCAGUGGUUCUGCAAAAGCGUGCAGGGUUAUUUCAGAAGAGCAUCAGAAGCUGAGGCCUGGGAAGUUGUCGAACUUGUGAAGCUCAUGGUCCAUCUCGGUUGCAUGGACGAUUAUGAAAAAGCUAGAGAAACAUCUGGGCUGGUAGAGAUCGUUCCUCUCUUUGAUGUCGACUCAAUGCCGAGGGCGUUUACACCUGACAACGACGCUGUACUUGCGACUGAAGAGAUAUUCGGCAUUGUUCAUGACACAACGACCUUACCUCAGUACUACAAAAGUAGUGGUAUGGAUAUCAAGGUCAUCAAGUGGACUAUUGCUCACAAUUCUUGGCACCUGUUUCGUCGUCUUAUCCACACGGAUAUUGAUGUUCAUAAGAGGGACAGGAGAGGAAACUUGUUAGAGUACGUGUGCUCUCACGGUACCGAAUUCAACGGUCAUAGGAUGCUCGCGAAUCUUCUAGAACGAGCUGAGAAAGAUCGUCUGAACGAGCUGAAUCCCGACGAAAACCUUGGUCUCUUACACCUACUAGGAAUGCCAUAUGGCAAGGAGGACUUAUCUUCAGAUAGUAGUCCCUUGUUCAGUCCUAGUUUUAUCCCGAUGGAGAAUCUCAGUCAACCACAAGGUUCAGCUUGCCCAAUGCGUUUAGGGCCGGGGGGAUUCGCGGCAUUGAGGAUACCACGCGACAACCCAAAGUUUAGCAUACUCCAACGACUGCUUGACGAGCACAUGGAUCGCCAGCUUCUCAGCAAAAGGGGUAAUUUUUCAGCCUUGACGUGGGCAUGCGCGCAUGGCUACACGGAUAUCAUCGGCCAGAUGGCUGCAUCCUCCUGUUCCGAAUCUAUUUGGGACUUCCAGGUUGAGGUGACAUUGGGUGUUGAAGCAGCUCCCUCAUUCACGAAGCCCUACCGUGGCCUCUGCGCUCUGCACCUUGCGGUACUUGCCUCGGCAAAGACUGUAUCAUUUCUGCUGAAUCACGGUUUUGCCUCAGACCUUGACAUCACUGAUGCACAACUGCAUACCCCUUUACACUUUGCCACAAUGUUUGGGCAGCUGGAAACCAUCAAAGAACUUGUUUCUCGGGGGUCAAAUAUCAACGCUAAGGACUGCGACGGAUGGACCCCCUUGCACUUCGCAAUCCAUCUCGAGAAGAAAGACACUGUUGAGCUCCUUCUGGAGAUCGGCGCGGCCCAUAUGGAGACGAAGAAAGGAGAAACGCCGCUCGAUUUUGCUAUGUCAAAGGAAGAAUACUAUACCAAACGAGUUCAAAGGUCCAUCCAACAAAACCUGAAGACUGGCGCAGAAAUUCACUGUGACAAGCAAUGGCUGGCCUCUCUCUCUCGGACCAUGAAAAAGGCCAUCAUUGACGGCGAUACUAAAAUUUGUAGAAGACUUCUUAAGGAAGGUUGCCCGGUGGACAUUAAGAUGAGAUCUUGCCAUACUUGCACAGCUCUCAUUUUCGCUCUGUCACGUAAUGAGGUGUCUGCAAACAUCGUCGACACUCUGGUGGAACACGGAGCAAGUUUCCGUGGAACUACCUGUGCCCGCCAUACGUGCGGAAAUUUCAAGCGAUACGGUAUCCGCCAUUUCAGCGACUACACUUCAGACAACUCCUCAUCUUCCUCAUCCUCCUCAUCAUCUGAUAGUGAUGAUAACAAAAAGUACCGGCAGUAUGCCUGGCCAUCGUUUGGAUCUACCAGUCUUGACAUGCUCAUGUGGGAGGAUGAUUUGUUCGAGAAAAUUUCAACAUGGCUAUGCUCCGUUCCGGAAGAGGACAUGAUAUGGCUCAUUGACAAUUCCAUAGCCGUCCAUGUAGCUGUGGAUCGCGGCAGCCUCAAGGCUCUACAGGUUCUCUUAUCUCAGGCUGCUAAGAUCGGUGAUGGUCUUCACAGAAACUUGGCUUAUGAGCUUGUGAACAGGACUGGAUGGCAUUCUGGGCCCUACGUAGCCUCGCCUCUUCAGGACGCAGUCGAUGCUUGCAACCUGGAGCUUGUCCGCCUUCUCCUCGAAUAUGGAGCAGAAGUUGACAAGAAAACCACAGCGAAGGGAACUGCCCUUCAUCAAGCCGCGAAUCAGGAAAGCAUCGAGCUUGCACAACUUCUUUUAGAGCACGGGGCCUCGCUUGCAUCCAGAGAUUAUAACCGUGGAUUCACCCCUCUGGAAGAAGCAGUUCAGUCUGGCAACACCGAAAUGGUGAACCUCUUUUUGGAUCGUGGGGCAUCUGCAUCCCUCUUCAAACGAUUGGAAGGUAUGGCGUACCCCUCUGGGCACCGGCGUGUCUGA
Molecule: messenger RNA, 6009 nt
Organism: Colletotrichum abscissum
Lineage: Eukaryota; Fungi; Ascomycota; Sordariomycetes; Glomerellales; Glomerellaceae
Product: ankyrin-2 ankyrin
Exons: 4
Coding region: 1-6009 (2002 amino acids)
Biological process (GO): positive regulation of transcription by RNA polymerase II
Cellular component (GO): nucleus
Molecular function (GO): transcription cis-regulatory region binding; protein binding
Source: RefSeq, a predicted model, not a curated record